Molecule: messenger RNA, 3010 nt
Organism: Bactrocera neohumeralis
Lineage: Eukaryota; Metazoa; Arthropoda; Insecta; Diptera; Tephritidae
Gene: Ets96B
Product: ETV5-related protein Ets96B
Exons: 7
Coding region: 749-2833 (694 amino acids)
Biological process (GO): cell differentiation; regulation of transcription by RNA polymerase II
Cellular component (GO): nucleus
Molecular function (GO): sequence-specific DNA binding; DNA-binding transcription factor activity, RNA polymerase II-specific
Source: RefSeq, a predicted model, not a curated record
UUUUAUUUGUUGCAUUUCAAAUAAUUUACAGUUCUUCGUGUAUGAAUGCAAUCUAUACUAAAGUGUGUGUAAAAAUUUAUUAAAAUUUAUUUUUCGGAUUACAUACUUAGUUCAACGUAAGUAGGAGCAGCACUUUUCUAACCAUAUUUGUACAUAUGUAUGUAUUUUCAUAUAUGUACAUAUGUAUAAGCAAAUGUAAUCACAUAUAAUCAUAUGAAAAUACCAGUGCAUAUAUAUAUGUACAUAUAUACCUGUAUUUACAUACAUUACGUAUACAUAUGUACAUCCAUAGCUUAUAGGUACAUACGUUAGUAUGUAAUAGCUUUAAGGACUACAAUAUGUGACCAAUAAGAAAUCAAAUAAGGCCGUUACAAGCAUGCGCAUUAAAAAUUAUCAGCAUCAAGCCCCGCCUCUAUCAAUAUGAGAUGUGAUACUUAUGCAUAGAUGAGCUAAAUUCGAAAUCCUUUUCCAUUCUUUCAAACAGUAACGGUACGGGUUUUAAAAGUUUAGCAUAAAUACGUCUCGGAGAAAUUUGUAAAAGUGUGCUUAAUAUAUUUGCCAUAAACUUUUAGCUAAUUUAAUUUUGAUUAUAAAAAGCAGUUUUUGAAUACGUAUCUCUAAAUCUCUAAAGUGAACGUUAAUUUACACAUCUGAUUAUUCAAAUACAAAUAGUCAAAUGUAAGACGAAAUAAGAGAGAAAAGAAAUAUAACAUUUAACGGAUAAAUUAAAUGAUCGUGAACAAAUCUAAUGGAUACCCAUAAAUUGACAAACUAUGCUUCGAACGUUGGUAUGCUCGAGAAUUUGCAAUUAGAGGAUGUAGUCGAUAGCGAAGCAUAUUCACGAACAAAUAACGAUGCAGUCGCAAGCAUCAGCAAUGAGAUAUCUUCGACGGCUGUGACUCCCGCACCACUUACUACAACAAGAAUUCACGGUAUGACAAAAUCGACGUACUCGCACUCAAACAGUAACAAUCAUAACAGAAAUACAGCAAACAGAGCAGAGCAAGAAGAGUGCACUGAAUCGGCACACUCACCAAUGGAGGCCGACCAAAAUGUCGAGAUGCCUAGCACCACGUACAAAUCACCCUGCUGCCUAACGUUUCCUUUGCCGCCGGUGCAAAUGCAGUCGUUGGCACCGACGCUAUCUAUUACAACACCACUUCCCUCGGCAGCAGCGGCAGCGGCCAGUAAUGCUGAUUUGAGCAGAGAGCACUGGUAUGCACACGCCCAUGUGCACGCCCAUUCGCAUCCGCAUCCGCAUCCACAUCAUCAUCAUCACCAUCACCAUCAGCAAAUGAGCGAAGAUUUGGUGAUGUAUACACCGCCAGUCGUCUCGGCCACCACAUCCGUUUCGGCGACUGCGUCAGCGUCAGCAAGUCCGACAUCGAUUGGGAAAUUUGGACUCGAUAGCUCCACCGAAGAAUACCUUAGUGCCCGCGUACACGCAACAACAACAUCGCCGUCAGGCAACGCCAAAGGAGCACGUCAUGAAAGAACAUCCUCAACAGCUUUUUUCGAUAUUCCCGCUGUGACACAUCCUUAUUGUUACAGAUUCCCAUCAUCAUCACCCGCAGCGAUUCUUAAAAAGAACGACCCAGAACCAGUACUGGCAUUUUGUAGCAAUCCAACAACAGCUGCAACAACGAAUAUGAUUCCCAUGAGUCACCACUACCACAGCACUAAAGAGGAGCAUCCUGAUUCAACUACCACACAUCUGAGUGGCCAUUCUCAUCAGCAGUUGUCACAUCAUCCAUCUCAUAUGCAUAUACAGCCGCAUCCACAUGCGCAUCCCGCUGCACAACAUUCACUGCCAACACAUUCACACACCCACACAUCCAGUCACCCACAUGUACACUCUAGCAUGUUGCAUCAACCACACACCGGACACUUAUCUACGCACGCAUCAGCUUUCAAAUUCGGACAUGGAUCUAUCCUGUCCACCAGCGCGGCAACCAUGUAUCACCAGCACCCCUACAGUACAACAAACAGUAAUUCGUAUGGACUACGCAGUAACGGUUCACUAUCACCAACGGCAUCGUUAACUUUGGCAUCAACGAGUUCAACGGAUGUCGAUCUCAAAUACGAGAGUCCCUACAAUUCGACCAUAUCAUCAACGUACGCGCUACGGCCAGUCACUGUGGACUCGACCACUGUCUCAUCAACCGAUGCAGACAUUAAAUAUAAUGGACUUUACAAUAAUGCCAUUUCGACAAGCCAAACAGUGUCCCAGCGACGCGGCUCAUUGCAGUUGUGGCAAUUUCUAGUGGCUUUACUAGAUGAACCCACCACGAGCUCAAGUUGCAUAGCCUGGACCGGACGCGGUAUGGAGUUUAAACUCAUCGAACCAGAGGAGGUGGCGCGACGUUGGGGCUUGCAAAAGAAUCGGCCCGCCAUGAAUUACGACAAACUGUCGCGCAGUCUGCGCUACUAUUAUGAGAAAGGUAUUAUGCAAAAGGUAAAUGGCGAACGUUAUGUCUAUCGAUUUGUAUGCGAUCCAGAAGCUCUCUUUAAUAUGGCUUACGGACAUUUGGCGAGUGCGACCAAUGGCACACCGCCCUCAACUAAAAGUGAACACCACACACAUAUCCUAUCCACAGCGGCAGCAGCGGCGGCCGCAGCAGCAGCUGUAACAUUAACGGCUUCAAAAAAUAUGCCAGAUCCAAUUGGCAAUGGCAAUUUGUUGGGCAGAAAUGACUUAUCUCUCAAUGCGGAUCACACAAUGGAACACAGUCAUGGCGAAAGGGAAAGGAAUCUUGUGACACAGCUGAGCGCCGCUAGUGCGAGAGCCAAUAGUGAUAGUAUUUUCUAUAGCAGUCCAAUUCAUAAAUAUUAAAAAUUAUAAAUAUUAAAACAACAAAUAUAUGUACAGAAUACAUAUUCACUCUAUAUGUGUGUGUGAUGCAAUGUAUGUAUGUAUUUUAGGAGAUUGUAUGGCAUGAUUAUACGUAUGAAUAACAAUGAAUAAAAGAAUAUCUGCGGGAUCAAACCCGAAUAUGAUAGUAAAACUUUA